UUUGCUAUAAGUUAUAACAUUAAUAAGGAGCGAUAUAUUUUUCUUUGAGAAACCAGAAAGGGGAGACAAAAAUGUAUGUGACAAGACCCCUGUCUAUGUAUAUAAGAGAUCCAUCAGCUCUUUCAUUACCACCACCUGAUGGUCCAAAUUCUGGUGUACUAGUAAUCCAAGAUGAAGAAGACGUAUCCACUUGCUGUUUUGGAUUGUGCAAGAGCAAUCUAGUAGCCAACCUGCCUUUCCCGCAGAAUAUGAACUUAAGAGUUCAGUUUACUAAACAAGCUGGAGAACAUCGACAUGUUUCUAUAAACCGAGUCGUCUUCAUCCCUGUUAUGAAUCAGCCACUAUCUUCUAACCAAUACUACUGCAUAGAGCGCAAAGGAAGGAAUACAGGGGAAGCUUACAAGAACUCGAAGGAGGAGGACAAGACAACAUGCUGCUUUUUCUUUACCUGUAUUAUUGAUUUGAAACCACAACCUUUGGAUCCUCAGGAUAUAUAUCAGCAAUUCGAGAUUACACGUAGAGACUGGGGUGGCUUUGUAGCCAAGUCUGUAGCUCCAGAUGGGUUCCCUCCCCAUUUCCUUAGAAGAAAAGGAUGGCGAGUUUAUACCUCAAGUCCACGCGAAUUCGAGUUGAAUGAAGCAUCAGGCCUUGACAAGACCAUCCGUGCCUGCCUUCCAGACUUCAGCUUUCCAUUAUCAGAAGGAAGUUCUCCGCCAGUUAUAGUAGGGAAGUGGUACUGUCCUUUCAUGUUUAUCAAAGAUGGAGCACUUAAAGAUCAGAUGGAUAGGUCAAGAUUCCACGAAAUGACACUUGAGCAAAAAUGGGAACGAAUUUUCACCUGCGAAAACAACCAUAAAACAGGUAAUGCUGUGGCUGUGGAUCUUGUUGUUGAAACUGAAGCAGUUGCAGUAGGUGGGGAAGAAAUCUUGCAUGACGAGAAGAAAGUUGUUGAUGGGGUGGUGUGGUUUAGGGGACUUGAUAUUGUUGGAGGAGAAGCUAGUGUGGGUUUAAGUUUAGCAAUUGUCGAGAGAAUGAAAUGGGAGCAGGUAAGAUUUGGUUGGAUUGAUGGGUAUGAAAGAAAAGUGAGAGUGACAAAAUUAGAGGAAUUUGGAGGCAUUGGUGAGUGGAAGAAAUUUGGUUGCUAUGUUUUAAUUGAGAGAUUUGUAUUGAAAAGAAUGGAUGGAAGUUUGGUGCUGACCUGUGAAUUUAGGCACACUCAGCAUAUUAGGACCAAAUGGGAAUAAGCAUAAAAACUUUCCUUUUUUUUCUUUUUUUCUUAAGACCAAAAUUUCCUUUAAUUUUAAAUUUGAGAAGACCUGAU
Molecule: messenger RNA, 1321 nt
Organism: Ricinus communis (castor bean)
Lineage: Eukaryota; Viridiplantae; Streptophyta; Magnoliopsida; Malpighiales; Euphorbiaceae
Exons: 4
Coding region: 72-1244 (390 amino acids)
Source: RefSeq, a predicted model, not a curated record